This is a messenger RNA of Cynara cardunculus var. scolymus (artichoke), 928 nucleotides long. RefSeq lists its product as uncharacterized. Bases 1 to 672 code for a protein of 223 amino acids. Lineage: Eukaryota; Viridiplantae; Streptophyta; Magnoliopsida; Asterales; Asteraceae. The record is from RefSeq and is a predicted model, not a curated record. The transcript is spliced from 2 exons.
AUGGCAGACGAUGAAGAAGACGAAGAACGCACCUUAUUUGUACCUCCCGAUGCGUUAAUUGAAUGGGAACGAUUCCAAUUACGUCCCAUUCCCGAUCAAUUUCAAUUUCAGUCUCAUCCUCAAUCUCAAUCUCCGUCGUUAUCAGAUCCACAUGGAAGCGGAGAAAUAUGGUCAACGAUACAUGAAGAUCACCAACCAUCCGUCGUAUUCCCUCCAAUGAACCACGAAGGCAUUCACCUUCACCAUCACCAAGAUGUACGAGAAAUCGAUAUCGAACGAGCCGUACCACCGUCCCCUGUCUCGAGUCCCCGGCCGGGACCAGUAGCGAUGGCGGAAUCCAUCGCAGUAGGGUGGUGGGAUGCGGGGAUGGAGGCUUUACGUUUCAAGUUCGUCGGCAUCGUCUCGUUCCUUCAAAGUUUGUCUUUGAACAGAGGAGGGUUACUUCGGUCACACUUCCCCCUAGCCGGCUCAGUGGUGUUGCUGUUACUAUUUUAUUUGAGGUCCCGGCGCCGGCGCCGGUUAAGGAGAGAGAGCAUCAUUGAACUGAUCCGAAUUAUCAAGGAGAAAGAUGAGAAAAUACAUCAAUUACUGCAUCAGAUCGCUCGAAUGAAUGAACUAUUGCUUGCCACGCAUCAUGGAAUUCCCAUGAUAUCCAAGGCUACCUCUGCCUGAAUCAGUAAGGCAGCUGAUCAAGAUUCAUCUGGGCAUCAUUGCUGCUGAUUUCUGGUACAAGAUUCAUUGUUUGUUAGCUAAUCAGACAAGUGCUUAUUGUAGUCUAGUAUUAUUGAAACUGGUUGUUUGCAUAACCCACAUUUAGCCCACAUAUUUGAUGCAUAUAAAUGUACAUAUGCAUGCUGCACAAUCAGAAUCAGAACAUAGAUGCACACCACCCUCUGAAUUUACUUUAUUCCAAUUCAAGAAAGCUAUG